CAGGAAAUCCAGGGCAGAGGGGGAAAACCACUUCCUUGCUAAGAUUGCCCCUCUUCUUCUUCUCUCUCCUCCUCUUUUCUUCUUCAUUUCAGCUAUAUUACCUUGAUCUUGAAUCUUCCACCAAUCCGAGCAUUAAUCAACAUCUUGGAAGCUUAUCGAAAUACCCGAACCCUGGUCCCAAAGUAAUCAGCUUCCCAAGCUAAACAGCGCAGCCAAGAAAUGUCCUUCUCCGGCCGCCGCGUCAGUAUUCUGCGCCCCUCCAACCGGCGCUUUUCGCAAAGCAAGGGACUCUCCGAGAACGAGCAACGGUCCGAAACUCAUCGCCAAUUCCGACACGCCCACGAGGGACACCGUCCCCACGCCGGUCUCGAUGCUUCCCGUGCCUCCACCGGUGUAGUCUGGUGCACAGAGCGAGCCACCGAGCACGGCUACGCCGAGGAUCCCUCCGGCUGGGCAAACUUGGGUCAAGGUGCCCCCGAGGCGGACGAUGAGAUCGAGGGUAGCUUCCCGCGUCCGACAAGCAUUCCUAUUACCUCUGCGGCUCGGGAGUACGGUCCGACCGCCGGUAUCAAGCCGUUGCGUGCUGCGGUUGCACGUCUGUACAAUGAGCACUAUCGCCAAGGGAAGGAGAGUCAGUAUACGUGGGAGAAUGUCUGUAUCGUUCCCGGUGGACGUGCGGGAUUGAUCCGAAUUGCGGCUAUUUUGGGCAAUUCGUAUCUUUCAUUCCCCAUCCCUGAUUACUCUGCGUACUCGGAGAUGCUGUCGCUGUUCAAGAACAUUGCCCCCAUCCCCAUCCCGUUGUCUCAGGAGGACCAUUAUCACAUCCACCCUAACAAGAUCGCCGAGGAAAUCGCCCGUGGUACCCAGGUGCUGCUGACCUCGAACCCCCGUAACCCGACAGGUCACUUCGUGUCGCAUGACGAGCUGGCCGAGAUCCAAGACAUCUGCCGUGACCGCGCGACUCUGAUCCUGGACGAGUUCUACGGUGGAUACAACUAUACCACCGAUUGCGACGGCAGCACGAUCAGUGGAGCCGAGAAUGUGAUUGAUGUUAACCAAGAUGACGUCCUCCUAAUCGACGGUCUAACCAAGCGCUUCCGCCUUCCAGGCUGGCGCAUCGCCUGGAUCGUCGGACCAAAGGAAUUCGUCGACGCCCUCGGCUCAGCAGGCUCCUACCUAGACGGCGGCGCCAACGUCCCCUUCCAAGAAGCCGCCAUCCCCAUGCUCGAGCCCUCCCUCGUCCGCACCGAGAUGAAAGCCCUGCAAGCCCACUUCCGCGAGAAGCGCGACUACGUCCUCAAGCGUCUGUACGACAUUGGCUUCCGCAUCCAGGACGUCCCGCAGGCUACCUUCUACAUCUGGCUGGACCUGACUUCUCUGGACCCGCCCUUGCCGGCCGAGGCCAACAUCUCCGACGGACUGAACUUCUUCAACGCCCUUUUGACCGAGAAGGUCAUUGUCGUGCCGGGUAUCUUCUUUGAUUUGAACCCGGCUAAGCGUCGUGAUUUGUUCGAUAGUCCUUGCCAUCACUUUGUGCGGUUGAGUUAUGGUCCUAAGAUGGAUGUGCUUAAGAUGGGUCUUGAUGGUAUUGAGCGGGUGAUUAAGCGUGCGCGGGAGACGGUUCAUCCUAAGUGGGAGGAUGAGAUUGCUAUUCAGGAUGAUUAGAUGGGUGAUUCGCUGGGUUUGACGAGGUAUCUUUUGGUCUGCAUCGAUAUGCAGGUAGUUUUACAGUGGUUGCUCUGGCUUGAAGCAGAGUUAUUGAUUUCGAUCUGAAUCGUCUGGCUGUGCCGGAUGGGGUCUUUUGAUACAAUUUGACGGUCUGGUUAGUAGAUCGAGUGAAUAGUUGCAUGGCCUAGAAGCCUAGAGUAGUCGACCAACGGUCUCCGCUCAUUGCCAGACCACUUUCGGGCUCCAGCGAGGUGUGCUCCAGCAGAGUUCCCUUCCGAAAGAUACGAAACACAGGCAAUGUCUGCUUGAGCUCAUCUGCCCUUGUAAGUUAGUUCGUAGAGAACUCGCGUUCGUGAGCGGCACAUCAUGAAUUCUUGCUCGUGGUUUUGGGUAAUAGCUGUGGACUUGGCCAGUCAAAAUGGAACCUAAGCCCAGAGAUACUUAGUCGAGG
This is a messenger RNA of Penicillium subrubescens, 2119 nucleotides long. RefSeq names its product pyridoxal phosphate-dependent aminotransferase. NCBI's taxonomy places the organism in Eukaryota, Fungi, Ascomycota, Eurotiomycetes, Eurotiales, Aspergillaceae. Gene Ontology annotation, biological process: biosynthetic process. Gene Ontology annotation, molecular function: pyridoxal phosphate binding. The transcript has 4 exons. Bases 220 to 1665 code for a protein of 481 amino acids. The record is from RefSeq and is a predicted model, not a curated record.